This is a messenger RNA of Cucurbitaria berberidis CBS 394.84, 906 nucleotides long. RefSeq lists its product as uncharacterized. NCBI's taxonomy places the organism in Eukaryota, Fungi, Ascomycota, Dothideomycetes, Pleosporales, Cucurbitariaceae. The record is from RefSeq and is a predicted model, not a curated record. The transcript has a single exon. The coding region runs from base 1 to 906 and encodes 301 amino acids.
AUGGCGCCGAACAAUAACAACCGCCGCAACCGCAAUAGUCGCCCUCCGAGAGGUCAGCCUCGCUCAUACGCGCCAGCUCGUCCAGCUCGUCCAGCUCAAAACGCGUACCAACCCGCAGGUAGUCUACCUCCAAGCCACACGAUGCCUUACCGCUACCCAAACUACACCACAAAUGCUCCUCUAGAGCGAUACCCCAUAGUUCCGCAGACCGAUUCUCGAUAUCUACCCCCUGGCGGUGCUUACGCCCAAGACCCUCUCCCUCCCCAAGGAUACUCGUCGCAUCCGCAGAUGGCUACGCCUGAUCAGGAGAUGUAUGGAUACUAUGGCUAUCAAUACCAUCUGCAAAACGUCCCUACUCAACAGCAAUACCUCCCUUGCCAGAACUAUGGGUGCGCGCUGCAGCCCAACACUGGAUACUAUCUCGUGCAGCAGCAAAUGGAACUCCAGUCAAGCUCUGGUUACUACGAGGCGCCGCAGCCAAUGUCACCUGAUUACCCAGUGCAUCAUCCCGAGAGCUAUGACUAUGGAGCACCGCAGUUCCAAUACCCGGCUCAACUGCAACCAUACAGUUUACCACCAGGUACGCAGGCCCAGGAUCCUAUCAAUGAAGACGUCUCCUCCUCAACAUCGGCUACUCCUGCGCGUGUAGAUACGCCGUUUGUAUUCAAAGAGUCCGCUACGCCGUUUCAGCCUAGUAAGAGGCGGCAUCCGAACUUCCUCCGUAAGCAUAAGCAGGAGGAUAAUAGACUUGGCCCAGGUAACGAUCGCCGGAAGCCCGACAUCUAUAGGAAGGGCGCGAAAUCGAAGCGGCUACGGGAAGAGAAGGAACUGCGGGGAACAACUGGCGGUCCAAAUCGAGGGAAGAGGAACGAUGAGGAUGAGAACUUCUUUGCCGGAAGGAAUUGA